AAUAUACUUUACAAAUUCUAAUAAGGCUUGCAAUGAAACACAUUUGAGCAGUUCCAUGGUAAACGUGGAACUCUUUAACAUUUAUUCUUUUGUUCAAGAACUUGUUCAAUGAUUUUAAGCUGAAGAAAAUGUUGACAACAUUGACGAUUUUUCUUGUGAUCACACCUGCGUGUAUGACACAGACUACCGAUCUGCCAUUAGUGAACCCACUGGAGCCUCUAAAGUGCUACCUCUGUGGUGAAAACAACGGCCCCAGUUUUCCAGAUUGUCUCUCUACAAACAUCUCAUGUCACAAAAAUGAGGUUUGCUCCAUACGUUACACUGCCAUAGAAUCAGAAACGAGCAUAAAGUGUCAGAAUAAGACGGUAUGUGAUAUUGAAAUUUGUCAUGCAAAUGCACGAUGUGUUCCUGGUGGGUACCAGAUCUAUCCAGGUCAGUGCGAGGUGUGCUGCAAUACAACUGAAUGUGUAGAUCGUGUCGUUCGUAAUGUUAAGCCCACACAGCCACCAAAUCAUACAAUCAGAUGUAUGUCUUGUAACGGAAGUGAAUGCAAUAACAGUUUAAAUUUGACUGUGUGCAAUACUGGCUAUUGUUCACAGAAUGUGGUCUAUUCUGGAACUACUGUACUUCAGACAGUGAAAGGGCCGAAGGCAAAUGUUUACGGAAUGUUUACACAUGGAUUCAAACUCCGGACUUACAUUCUGCUUCACUACAACCUAGCACCCAUCAUACGUGUUAAUCGCUCACAAACAGGCGUGUAUAUUAAGUUGCAGUACCAGACAACACUGUGAGGAAACGUGGACAAAACAGGAGGAAAUAACAAGGUUGGAAUGUCUCCUCGCUUUAAAUCCUCCACCUUAUUAUAUACCACAAGUCUCUACGCCUAUAAGUUGUUUCUUCUGCUGCGACAGCGACUUGUGUAAUGCACCUAGUCUAACAACCCCACUGCAGUUUCAUGUUUGAUUAUGUACCAGAAAAAUUUAAAACAUUAAAUGUAUUUACAAUUAAAACAUUUAAUACAA
Molecule: messenger RNA, 1022 nt
Organism: Biomphalaria glabrata
Lineage: Eukaryota; Metazoa; Mollusca; Gastropoda; Planorbidae
Exons: 7
Coding region: 129-791 (220 amino acids)
Source: RefSeq, a predicted model, not a curated record